Phoenix dactylifera (date palm) is the source of this 1240-nucleotide messenger RNA. Its product is annotated as heavy metal-associated isoprenylated plant protein 5-like. The record is from RefSeq and is a predicted model, not a curated record. NCBI's taxonomy places the organism in Eukaryota, Viridiplantae, Streptophyta, Magnoliopsida, Arecales, Arecaceae. Gene Ontology annotation, molecular function: metal ion binding.
CCUCCCUCCGCUAUUUAUAUCUCACCCCUUGGGUAAUUCUUCUCCUCAAAUCUCCACACAGAGACGGAGAGCCUGAGGUAUGGGUGAGAAGGAAGAGAAAGGAGACGAGAAGCCGAAAAAGGGAGAUGGGGAAAAGAAGGGAGGAGGAGGGGAGAAUAAGAAGGAAGGAGGCGGCGCCGGCGGCGGUGAUGGAGGAGGAAAGAAAGAGGAGGGUCCGGCCGCCGUGGUGUUGAAGGUCGAUAUGCAUUGCGAAGGCUGCGCCAAGAAGAUCAAGCGCUCGGUCAAAGGAUUAGAAGGAGUGGAAGGCGUGAAGGCGGACAUCCCGAACAACAAGUUGACGGUUUUGGGAAAAGCGGAUCCCUGGAAGCUCAAAGAGCGGGUGGAGGCCAAAACCCGCAAGAAGGUCGACAUCAUCUCCCCGGCCAACCCCGCCAAGAAGGACGCCGGCGGCGACGCCAAGAAGCCUGCCGGCGGCGACGCCAAGAAGCCCGACGACGGCAAACCCAAAGCGCCUGCGGCCUCCACCGUGGUGCUGAAGAUUCGUCUACACUGCGAAGGCUGCAUUCAGAGAAUCCGGAAAACUAUUCUCAAAAUUAAAGGGGUGGAGCACGUUAGCAUCGACGCGCUGAAGGAUCUGGUGACCGUCAAGGGCACGAUGGACGUGAAGAGCCUCCCGGCGAUCCUCAAAGAGAAGCUCAAGAGGUGCGUGGAGAUCAUCCAGCCAAAGAAGGACGACGGCGGCGGCGGGGAGAAGAAGGAGAAGGGCGGCGGAGGCGAGAAGAAGGAGAAGGGCGGCGGUGGAGGCGAGAAGAAGGAGAAGGGCGGCGGUGGAGGCGAGGAGAAGAAGGACGGGGAUAAGAAAGACGACGGUGAGAAGGCUGCACCGCCACCGGCGGCGCCGGCGCCGGUGGCGGAGAUGAAUAAGAUGGACUACUAUGGGCCGUACGGUUACCGCAUAGAAAUGGUGCACGCACCGCAGAUGUUCAGCGACGAGAACCCCAACGCCUGCUCCAUAAUGUAAUGUUCCGCGGUGCAUCUUACCGCUUCGUAGUGUUAAUUAGUAGCUGCUGUCUUCCUGUAAUCGAGAAAAAUGUAAAUAAAUAUAGAAAAAUAGGAGGAUGACGAGAUGGAAAGAUAGCUUUAGGUGCUUUUGUUUGUGGGUUUAAUUCUAUUUUUUUGUUGUUUAAACCUCUCUAGCUAAAUUGUUUAUGAUAUCAAAUCAGUGGUUAAUGAUGUAGCA